AGGUUUGGGGGAGUUCGGCGUCCCGCCCCCGCUCCAGUACUCGGGGACUUUCCGCUGGGACUGGCUGGGACGCGCUGGAGCGGCAGCGAGGGUGGCCGGCCUCCCGUCCCAGUCUGGGCUGCGCGGCACCUCCGGAGCCAUGCGGAACGCACGGGAUGCCCCCCUCCGGCUGCUGUGGCUGGUAGUGGCGCUGCUCCCCGGGACUCGCGCCCAGGGCAGCGCUGGGUCGCUGCAGUGCUUCCGAGUCGGCCCCCAGGGGAACCUGAACUGCUCCUGGGAGAGUCUUGGGAACCCGGGAGACCCCGUCGUGCUGCACCUUCAAAGCCAGAAGUACCACAUCAACAGAACCCAGCUGGUGCUGGUGCCCGCAGGGCAGAACUGGGAGACCAUUUCUCGGAAGGUGCUCACCUCAGGGGACCAGCUGCUUGUCUGGGGGACACAAGGAGGACACCCUCUCUGGGGUCCCAUCUUCAUGGACCUGGAAACACAAGUGAAGCCUGAUGCCCCCUGGCUGUUAUCCAACGUGGACUUCUCAGAGGAUGCGCCCCUAGAGGCCACCGUGCAGUGGCAGCCGCCCAAAUGGCCGCCCCUCAAGGCCCUGACCUGUCAGUUCUACUACCAGAGGUGCCCCGAGCCAGGCUGGUUCCCACUUGAGCCGGAACUGAAGACUGUGCCGCUAAGCCCAGUGGAGAUGCAGGAGCUGGAGCUCACCUCUGCCUACAGUGUGCGGGGCCGCUGCAGAGUGGAGCCGGAAAGGGACCUGUGGGGCGAAUGGAGCCCGGUCCUUUUCUUCCAGACUCCGCCCGCUGCCCCUAAGGACGUGUGGGUCGCAGGGAAACAGUGUGUGACCCCAGGAAGCGGAGCAGCCCGGCUGGUGUGGAAGACCCCGGGGCCCUGUGUGCAGGUGAGCUACCAGGUGCGGUUCUGGGCUGGAGAGACGUUGCUGAUGCAGGAGGGGGUGCCCUGCUGUUCGUGGCCUGUCCCUGCCUGGGCAAAGCAAGCCAGUGUGUCUGCUGAAGGUGGCAUCCCCUGGGUGUCCUCCACCAACCUCUCUUUGAUCUGCUUGGAUUCAGAUUCUGCGCCCCAGGACGUGGUGGUCAGCAGCAUCUCUGAUAGCUCUGGACUGCUGGUGAGCUGGCGACAGGGGACCCAGGAGCUCUGGGAGUAUGUGGUGGCCUGGGCUCCAGAUGGAAAAGACCCGGAGGACAUCCACUGGAUCCGGCUUCCUCCAGGGAACCACAGUGUUGUGCUGCCAGGCAAUUUCACCAGAGGGGUGCCCUAUCGCAUCACGGUGACAGCGGUCUUUCCUGAGGGCCUGGCGCCUGCUCCCUCGGUCUGGGGCUUUGGAGAGGAGCUAGCACCCGUAGAAGGCCCAGUACUUUGGCGGCUCCCAGAUGACCCCCUGGGGACCCCUGCAGUUGCAUGGGGAGAGGUCUCCAGGCAGCAGCUCCGGGGCCACCUCACCCAUUACACCUGGUGUGCACAGAGCGGCUCCAGACCCUUGGUCUGUGUGAACGUGAGCAGCAGCACGCGGACUAUCACUCUACCUGGCCUCCCCGGGGGACCCUGCAAGCUGUGGGUCAUGGCGGCCACCAUCGCAGGACAGGGCCCCCCUGGUCGCAGCCUCCAGUUCCACCUGCCAGGGAAUACUUUGAGCUGGCAAAUCCUGCCCCGAGUGCUGGGCCUGUGGGCCUUGCUCCUUCUGGGCUGCUGCCUGGGCCUGGCCACCUCUGGAAGGUGCCUCCACCUAAAACACAAGGUGUUGCCCCGUUGGGUCUUGGAGAAGGUUCCUGAUCCUGCCAACAGCCAUUCUGGCCUCCCCCACAUUGAGGUCUCACACCCUCAGCCCCCAUCCCUUGUGGAUGUGCCCAUCCUGGAGGUUGAAGAGAUGGAGCCGCUGCCACCAACGGAGCUGCCCCAGGCCUCGGCCCCACUCCACUCUGGGUAUGAGAAACACUUCAUGCCCACAGCAGAAGAGCUGGGCCUUCUGGGGCCAUCCAGUCCCCAUGUGGUGGCCUGAGCCUUGUCCAGCCCGGAGCUACAGGAUAGACUGAGGGUACUUAUGCAGGCGCACCCUCCCUGGGAUGAACCCACCUGACAGAUGAAGACCCUGAGACCAAGCAAGCCUGAGCCACUUGCCAGAGGACACCCAGUCAGGAAGAGCAGGGAUUGGGAAACCAAUGGAGAGGGGCCCAGCCUCAGCAGGGAAUGCAUGGGGGGCUGAGUGUGCAAAGGAAAGUGUGGUGCAGCAGUGUGUCCUUCGGCUGGAACAGAACCACAUCUGGGCCCAGUCCCACCCUCCCCUGACGCUGGAUCAGCCAUGGACUGAGUUCUCACAAUGGAAUGUGGGCAGAAGUGACACGGGCCAAUGUGGGGGGGUGGGUGAGUCUGAAACACUGCGUGGAGACUCCUCCACACUCCUGCUGUGAGCUGGAACAUACCCGUGCUCAUGACCCAGCUUUGACAUGUGCAAGUGGACAAGGACGCGAAGAGUUUCAUCCCUCAGGGACUGUAGGUCAGAGCCUGAAUCCUUCAGUGCCCACAUGGAGCGACUGUGUGGAUCAGACCCUAAAUUUCCCAGUGACCGCAUGGAUGAGUCAGAGCCUGAAUCCUUGAGAUACCACGUGAACAGAGCCUGAAUCCCCAAGGAACUUCCAGGAUCAGAGUCUGAAUCCCUGAGUGACGGCAUGAUCAGAAACUGAGUCCCUGAAUGACCACAUCAGUCAGAGCCACAAUAACCUUGUCUUUUUGCUACCGUAGCUUGAGAUGAUUUUGGUACAGCAACCAA
Molecule: messenger RNA, 2788 nt
Organism: Octodon degus (degu)
Lineage: Eukaryota; Metazoa; Chordata; Mammalia; Rodentia; Octodontidae
Gene: Il27ra
Product: interleukin 27 receptor subunit alpha
Exons: 14
Coding region: 140-2020 (626 amino acids)
Biological process (GO): positive regulation of activated T cell proliferation; cytokine-mediated signaling pathway
Cellular component (GO): interleukin-12 receptor complex; interleukin-23 receptor complex; external side of plasma membrane
Molecular function (GO): interleukin-27 receptor activity; interleukin-12 receptor binding; interleukin-23 binding
Source: RefSeq, a predicted model, not a curated record